AUGAAACUGCUUACACUCAUUUACUACCUUACACUCUUUCUUCUCCAAGUCAUGGCACAGUACUCGAACGAUGCUCCCGUCACUGAGAACAAUCCCACCAAAGCCACCUUCCAAGCCAUCUUUCAAGUCGACAAGCCAAUCCAAGGUCAAAUCACUGGCGUUUCCAGCGAAAAUGGCACUGGUGUGAACUUCAACGUCAAUUUCUUCAACUUCCCAGAUGCUUCGAUUGGGCCAUUCUCAUACCACAUCCAUGUCUAUCCUGUCCCCGAAGAUGGCAACUGUACUGCUACAGGCGGCCACCUCAACCCUUACACCCGCGGCGAGACGCCACCUUGCGAUGCUUAUGAGCCGUCGACCUGCCAGUGCGGUGAUUUGAGCGGCAAACAUGGUCCGAUUAACAAGACCGCGACCGAGAAGAACUUCCAAGUCACCUACCUUGACCUCUACCUCUCCACCGACCCCGAGUCUCUGGCAUAUUUUGGUGACAGAAGUGUAGUUGUUCACGCGGCCAACGGGACAAGAUUGAACUGUGGCAACUUCACUCAGCAAGUGCCCACAAAUGUCACGUCCGGAAAUAGCACAGGUACAGGUUGGGGUGGGAAUGACACAACACCCUCGAAGUCCCCUCCGCUGGUCACACAACACGGUGCUGGUGCAGAUGUUGUGACUCCAGGUGGCGCGUUUGGCCUAGGCGUGGCUGUUGUCGUGGGAAUCAUAACUUUGCUUUGA
Molecule: messenger RNA, 729 nt
Organism: Exophiala spinifera
Lineage: Eukaryota; Fungi; Ascomycota; Eurotiomycetes; Chaetothyriales; Herpotrichiellaceae
Exons: 2
Coding region: 1-729 (242 amino acids)
Biological process (GO): superoxide metabolic process
Molecular function (GO): metal ion binding
Source: RefSeq, a predicted model, not a curated record